Molecule: messenger RNA, 450 nt
Organism: Striga hermonthica
Lineage: Eukaryota; Viridiplantae; Streptophyta; Magnoliopsida; Lamiales; Orobanchaceae
Source: the annotation of a GenBank genome assembly
AUGUUGCAGGAGCUUCCGGUGCACCAGCGUGCGGACGCUGUCAGCAGCCUGGUCUACGAGGCUAACGCUCGGGCGCGGGACCCUGUCUACGGGUGCGUGGGAGCAAUCACCUACCUGCAGGACCAGGUGGCCCAACUGCAGAUGCAGCUGGCAGUGGCCCAGGCGGAGAUCCUCUGCAUCCAGAUGCACCAGGACCAGCUGGACCAGGACCAGCCGCCGGUGUACGUGCACCAGAGCCCUAUCGUUGGGGCCCACCACCCAUUCAGUCUGCUGAUGCACGAGGAUCAGGCGAGCGCGUGCUCGGACGAUAACAACAACAACAACAACAAGUCGUUCUUGAUACAGAAUAAUCAGGUGCUGAAUUUCAGUGCUUCGAGUGGCAACCAUGUACUUUAUCAGGAGCCGUCGUUCAAGAAGGAGGCGAUAUAUGGGCAUGACAUGGUUUCUUGA